AUGGGCCCUCGGCCCGGGGGCGGGACUCUUCCUACCGAGCCGGGCCACGGCGGCGCGAAUUGGCUCUGCACUCCCCUGGGCAGAGAUGCGAGAUGGCUGCAGCCCCGCAUGGCUCUGGCACAGAGGCUCUGGUUCUUCUCUUGGCUGCUGGUGCUGCCUGGAGGCCUCACACUUCUCGGUAGUGGGCACCUCCUGGCCCAGCUGUGUCACCUUGGCAAAUUCUUGGCUCCCUCCUGUGCCUUCGAUACCCUGCCCCAGGUUGCCCUGGCAGCUGGUGCAGUGGCUCUGGGCACAGGUCUGGUGGGUGUGGGAACCAGUAGGGCCAGUCUGGGUGCAGCUCAGUACCCUUCCUGGCAAGGGGCUGGCCCAUCACUGUUGGCUGGCACUGCCAGGGGCGUAGGGUCUGUCCUCGCCCUGGGGCUAGCCCUGGUUUUACCUGGAAGUCUGGAUGCUGGCCUAGAGGGCCUGGGCAUUGCCUUGGCUCACUAGAAGGACACAGAGAUGCCCGGACACUGUCACGCCAAACGGCUGUUGGAUGAGCUACAGCUGUGGCAUCAUUGCUGUGGGCACCAUGGGUACCAGGGUUGGUUUGGGGUCCAGUGGGUCAGCAGCCAUUACCUGGAUCCCAAUGACCAGGAUGUCGUCAACCGGUUGCAGAGCAACCUGGAAGGCCUCUCUCUAAUCGAUGGUGUCCCAUUCUCCUGCUGCAACCCCCACUAGCUGCCUUGCCUGCAGAACCAGCUUUCAGACCUCCACACCCACCCCCUCUUCGAUCCCCAACCACCCAACCUACUAAACCUCUGGGCCCAAGGGCGCCACGGGGUGCUGCGAAGGCACCUGCAGGGGUUGGUGAAUGCGCUGGGCAGCACGUUGGCUGUCACCUUCCUGCUGCAGACUCUAGUGCCCCUGGGCCUGUGCUACCUACACAUGGCACUGGAGGGGCUCGGGAGAGUCUUCGAUGGGGAGGGAGAGGCCCAGGGCUAUCUCUUUCCUGGUGGGCUGAGAGACAAGCUGAGGGCAGCAUGGCUGGCAGGAGGGGCUGCCCACAGGCCAGCACCUGAGGAGGCCCCAGAGGAAGAGGCACGUCCUAAGGAGAGUUUACCUGAGACCUAG
Talpa occidentalis (Iberian mole) is the source of this 1113-nucleotide messenger RNA. RefSeq names its product retinal outer segment membrane protein 1 (gene ROM1). The record is from RefSeq and is a predicted model, not a curated record. Gene Ontology annotation, cellular component: membrane. Lineage: Eukaryota; Metazoa; Chordata; Mammalia; Eulipotyphla; Talpidae. Gene Ontology annotation, biological process: visual perception.